CCACCACCACCCUCCGGCCAUCCCCCAAGCGAAGUGUCUUGAGAUACUCUCGCCUCUCCUAGAUGUGGAACUGCGCAAACCAGAUUCGGGAGAGAGCUACAGGAGCGACAGUCAAAUUGAAGUUAAUCCGCCCAGGAAAACGAAGAUAAAAAGUGUAUAUGUUUGCACGGAUUCCUUAGUUAUUAGGCUGUAUUGUAUUAUUCUUACACGAACUGCGUUCUGAGCUUAAGACAGAAGAAUCAGGGACUGGAUGUACAGUAUACGUUUUAAAAGAAAGUAUUUUGUCGUUUAUUAACGGGGGAGGGUUCUUGAAUGUGUUUCGACUUCUUGACUCUUUAUACUGCUAACGGAACAAGAGCACAGGACUGGGAACGAGGAGUAACGGUACUGUUACGUAUUGGCUAGCAGCUUUAUUGCGUACAUAGAGACUCACGCCUCAGAACCUUGGACAGUAGCCGAUACUCCUGGCUGCGUCCGACCUGCGCGCUUCAAAUUCAGCGCAAACGGAUGUAAAAAAUAAGGACUAAAAGAAGAAAACCUGCGGGGAAUUCGCCCGUUUUGGAUUCAAACUCAGCUUUCCACAGGGGGGUCCGCAAGGAGAGGAGAGACCUCAGCCUCCUGCCUCAAAAGAAAAGAGCACCGCGGACCAGCCGCCUCCCAGCAGCCCUCCUCCACCUCCUCUGACAACGAUCCCACCCCCCCCCCCCCGCCACCACGAGCCCCAGUCCAGUUUGGAUGCAUACAAGGAGCUGGGCCUGCUAGCCAAGGGUCUCAGGGCUCGAGAGCAGUGAGACAGACCCCCACAGACCCCCUGGCCCCCCCGCCGCCCCGGCCGCCCACCUCGGCACCAUGGGCACCGUACUGUCCCUGUCCCCCAGCUACCGGAAGGCCGCCCUCUUUGAGGACGGCCCAGCCACGGUGGGCCACUACACGGCCGUGCAGAACAGCAAGAACGCCAAGGACAAGGGCCUGAAGCGGCACUCCAUCAUCUCCGUGCUGCCCUGGAAGCGCAUCGUGGCCGUGUCCGCCCGGAAGAAGGGCUCCAAGAAGGUGCAGCCCAACAGCGCCUACCAGAACAACGUCACCCACCUCAACAACGAGAACCUGAAGAAGUCCCAGUCCUGCGCCAACCUCUCCACCUUCGGCCAGGACUCGGCCGCCCAGGUGUCCGCGUCCACCACCUCGGCCAACGGGGCCUCCUCCAUCAAGAAGGCCCCCCCGGCCAACCCCACCGCCGCGGCCGGCACGCCCAAGAGGGUCAUCGUCCAGGCCUCCACCAGCGAGCUCCUGCGCUGCUUGGGGGAGUUCCUGUGCCGGCGGUGCUACCGCCUCAAGCACCUGUCGCCCACGGACCCCGUGCUGUGGCUGCGCAGCGUGGACCGCUCCCUGCUGCUGCAGGGCUGGCAGGACCAGGGCUUCAUCACGCCGGCCAACGUGGUCUUUGUCUACAUGCUGUGCCGCGACGUGGUGUCCUCCGAGGUGGCCACGGAGCACGAACUGCAGGCCGUGCUGCUCACCUGCCUCUACCUGUCCUACUCCUACAUGGGCAACGAGAUCUCCUACCCCCUCAAGCCCUUCCUGGUGGAGAGCUCCAAGGAGGCCUUCUGGGACCGCUGCCUGUCCAUCAUCAACCUCAUGAGCGCCAAGAUGCUGCAGAUCAACUCCGACCCCCACUACUUCACCCAGGUCUUCGCCGACCUGAAGAACGAGAGCCAGAAGGAGGAGGAGAAGAGCCGCCUGCUCAUCAGGCUGGACCGGUGAGGGACGCGUGCAGGCGGGGGGCUCUGAGGGGAAGGGGCGGGGGCGGCGGCUUACUCUUGUCUGGCGUUUCGGGAGGGGGGGGGGAUGGUGGGAGUUAUCGGUGUCAAUCAGGUCCGGGCCUCCCAAUUCAGAUCCGAUUCAUUCCCCCUCUUUUUGCUAUAAAAGCAGCAGAUCCCAGGAAGAGGAGAUAACACCCUGUGACAUGUUUAUCUCCAGUAAUGGAUUUGUGUCAGGAACCUCAAAGCUGAUUUCAGUUAUGUAAACUGACUAAAGAACGUUUGAGCUCCAACACCAGGGCUCAGUCUUAAAACCCCGAAAGAGAGAAAGCAGCUGACCCCCUGAGGCCUCCUGUUCUCUGCCUGAAGAAUCCCGACUGACAGCGUCAGCUCACCGCCUACAUAUCACACGGAGGCAGAGGGAACCGACCAAGCUCGACCUGCUCCGCCAGCGAGUCGGGCCAACUUGGGUGAGAUCCGAACGGCUUUGUUCACUCGAGCGGGAUGAUUCCAUGAAGAUCCCUGGAUCUGAGAAUCAAUAUUUGAAUGGAAUGAAAGAAAAAGACAAUCCCUAGUCGAAAAGUACACGUUUUUUCGCUCAUUCAACCCCCUUUCUUAACAGAAGAGGAAGAAGAAAACAGGCCUGCCAUCGCACACUGUGCUUGGGGUCAAGAACUCACCAUCAGGGAGUUUUUGUGCUUGAGAGUUGUUAAAAAUGGAGAGCAGACAGGCAUUAAACAAUUUCCUUUUAGAGCAGAGAGUAAGGGGUCAAGGGACUGCUUCUUGAAGAUUUUCGCAAAAUUCACAACGUGGUGAUGCUCAGAUCCCCAGUUCCCAACAAACACUUUGAAAUUGCUGAAUGUGUACAAGCCCGAGCCUUUGAAACGGUGGGGAGGUCAGCACGGGACGACAAGCAGAACUUCCGUUUCAGUUUCCCAGAAUUCGUGGCUAGGGAAAAGAGCAUCUAACCGGCCCGGGUCUGAGUUUAAAUUAAGGGGAGCCGGGGGCCUUGAAGUACGAAACGCCAGACUUGAGUACGUUAGCCGUUCGUUCCAAAAGAUCAACAAAACUCUGGAAAAAAAAAAAGACCCAAAAAACAAGUACAAGAACAAAUGUGAACAAAAAAAAAACAACAACAAAUAAGAAACACAGAGACGACAGGAAGUUGCUACGACAAAAAGGCUUAAGGGGAGGAUGCUGGGAGUGACGUCAAUGCCUCUGGAUUAUUCUCUUUGCAAGCCGGGCCGCCAGUGACUUUUGUGCCAACCAUUGCUUUGGCAUUGCACAAGGAGAGGGCGCUCUCCCCACCUGAGACUGAACUACCUGUGUGUCUUGAUCUGCAGCAGAGCGGGGAUGGCCAGGCUGGGCACUCCUGCUGUGUCUCUGCUGCUCCGUGUGUGUAUGUGUGUGAGCCUACCAGUGCCAGAGUGGGGUGGGGGGAAGGGGUGGGUGGGUGUGGGGUGUGAGGGAGACCGCGGAGCACCAGGAUGGUAAAGGGAAAUGAAAAAAUCAUCUUCUGCCACCAUUAAGGAGUGUUAAAGUUGACCUACUUUGUUUCAACAAAUGGUGCAACACAAGAAACCUUGAAUAACAGUGUUCCUGUAAAAGGUUUUGGAUGAGAUUCUAGUUUUGAUAUUUUAACUUUUUCACAUAUAUACUGAUGCGUGGAUGUAUAGGUGCCUGGAAGGUCAGGACCUGAGGGAGGAACUCAUGUCAGCACACAAGAGGUGCUGUCACCUGUCCUCAGCUGCAUUAUCCAAGACAGACAUCACAGGCAAAAGACGUUAUUUAGCUCUUAAGAAACUUCCCCCUCCUCAUUUUGGCUUUCUAAGAUUCAUAGAUUCAUUGGGAAAGAUCUUCAAAGUCCCCUGCAAAACCACUGGUCCUAUGUAAGGGACCCCAUGGUAGAAACUCCCAAGAUAAAGACUGUUCUGCAGUUGCUAGUUUAGCAGCGUACAGUAUCUCUUGGAAAAUUGAAUUUCCAGAAGUAAUUGGGUCAUCCACAGCAGAAUGAGAUGGAAGACCCCUGCUGCCAUAAUCCAGGGGAAAUCUAGUAGGUCUCAAAACACAACAGCGAAAAUAAAACUGACAGUUCUCCAGCAAAACAUGUAUUUCAUUUAACUUUAUCCAUUUAUUUUGGGUGAACCCCCCUGAUCCCCUGGGUCUGGUUACCCUAGAGUUAACCGAAGAUAAACAAUGCACACGAGACAUUGUCAAACAUCUUAGGAACCAGAGAGGAUGGGGAAGAAAUGUAUUCAAAACUGGGGAUGAUCUUUGACGAUCAUGAGAAUAACUGCUGUUGCUGAAGCUGUGACAGGUCUCAGCUCCAGACUGGAAAAGAGAGGGGGGGCUCUGAUGAGUCACUGAAAAAAAGAUCAAGUCGAACAGGAGACCAAAAAUGGGAGAGGGAAUAGGAAACCAUUCAACAAGACGAGGAAGCCAAUCAAAUCCUAACUGUAUGAAGGCCAAAUAUUAGCUUGAUACCAGCAUACAAUCUAAUCAGCUUCUAUCUAAACGCACCACCAAACAGUAUCCACUUCCAAUCAAAACCUGGACAGCUCUGCAGUGUCCAGCCACAGGUGAAUGUCAAUCAAUGGAAGAUAACAGUAUGUAAAUUCUGGAAGAGAAGCGAUUUCAUUGUCUCUCUCUUUAAUCUAGGUCUCAAAGCCUGGCCUUCAAUAUAUAUUUGUACCACAGGUUUUAAAAAUAGCCAGAAGGCACGUGCAAUCUUUUCCCCCACAGAGUGGUGCCUGUCUGUUCGGUGCACCUUUAAUGUCAGAAGAACACUUUCUCAAGUCGCCUGGCAAGCGCAAAAACUAUGUGGCAGUUCGGCGUGCUUUUAAACUGACGAUCCCAUUCGAGCGGAGGAAAUUGACAGCAGCCUCGUUUUCAGAACACUGAAUAUUUUAGCCAGAAAUCGUUCACGUCGAGGUGCCACACGUAUUAACUGUUCUGUGUUCUAAGAAAUCUGGCCCGGUUUCACGGGGGGCUGUGUUGUUACGGCUCAGGCUUAGGAAGGAAGAACGCUUCGACGUUCCGAACGGAUUUCUGUUCAAAAACAAAAACUAGAAAUAAGAAAAAAA
Molecule: messenger RNA, 4840 nt
Organism: Lepisosteus oculatus (spotted gar)
Lineage: Eukaryota; Metazoa; Chordata; Actinopteri; Semionotiformes; Lepisosteidae
Gene: cdk5r1b
Product: cyclin dependent kinase 5, regulatory subunit 1b (p35)
Biological process (GO): axon guidance; brain development
Cellular component (GO): cytoplasm; growth cone; protein kinase 5 complex
Molecular function (GO): protein kinase binding; cyclin-dependent protein serine/threonine kinase activator activity
Source: RefSeq, a predicted model, not a curated record